GUUUAAAAUCCCAAACUCGUUAAAAUGCUUGGAUUGACUGCUCUUUUGGUUCUUCUGCAUUAUCAUCACAGGCUCAAUGUUUAAGUCUGUAGCUGGAGAAAGCAAAGGCUCUAAGACAUGUCAAAGUCAUCUUCUGCAACCAUAGUUGGAGGUGCUGUUGGGGCACUUGCCUUGGUGGCAAUAGUCGUCGGAUUCAUGUCGUUCUGCAAGGCACAAUGUAAUAAGCAUUUCCCCAACAAGAACUCGAAGACUGGUUCUUCGGAUCCAUCUGCAAUAGUUGAGCUGACUAGAGGUGGACCUAGUUCAGCAAGGCACUUCACAAUGGAGGAGUUAGAGCAAGCUACCAAGCAUUUUGAUGAAAGGAGUCUUCUGGGAUAUGGAAGUUUUGGACUUGUUUAUAAAGGUUUGCUCCAUGAUGGGACAAUUGUGGCUAUCAAAAGGCGCCUCGGUGCUCCUAGACAGGAAUUUGUCUCAGAGGUAUAACUAAGUGGGGACAUAUCAUAGUGUUCUACACUCUAUACUUCUGUGCAUUACAUUUUGUAGCUCCUAGUUACUUAAUGAACCAUGUUCUAUGCCUAAACUGGAUAUAGUGUUAAGGAUCAGUUUCUUUUCAUUUUGCAUAAUGAACAACUGUGCAUAACAAAAACAACUAUGUAAGAGCUUAAUUAUGUG
Messenger RNA from Rosa rugosa (rugosa rose), 672 nucleotides. Its product is annotated as LRR receptor kinase SERK2-like. Bases 118 to 483 code for a protein of 121 amino acids. The record is from RefSeq and is a predicted model, not a curated record. The transcript has 2 exons. Gene Ontology annotation, molecular function: ATP binding. NCBI's taxonomy places the organism in Eukaryota, Viridiplantae, Streptophyta, Magnoliopsida, Rosales, Rosaceae.